UUAAAAUUCAUUAUAAUUCUAAAAAAAAAUCUUAAAUUUUAUUUAAAAUAAAUAGAAGUUUCAAGUUACUGAAAAUAAAAAUUUCAUUAUGGACGUAGCGUGUAAAAAGGUUUUUUUGAAUGUAGCACGAGGAGAUGUGAAAAAAACAGUCAAACUAACUAUGGACAAGUCAAAAUAUAUAAAUUUGGAUGAACUAAAUGAUGCUGUAAAAAUCAAAUUUAAUUUUAAUGAGAAUCCAAUAUACACAAGUGAAGUUGGUGAUGUUCUUGAUCCAGAGGAUGUCGUAGAUUAUAUUUAUCAAUACAUGGAAUCUCCAUCGUUUGUGUUACAAAUAAAAGGUUCUCCAUUUGAAACAGAUAAUAAUUCAGUAGAAAUAUUAAACGAGCUUGCAGUUGUAAAUGCAUCGACUGUACAAGAACCUUCAUAUGUAAUCGAAAAUUUGUUUAAUACCUUGAUUACAGAAGAGGACUUUAAAUUAUUUCUUAAUUUCGAGUGCAAAGAUAUUAUUCAAUCAUACAAAGAGAAGCAAUUAUUAGGACGGUAUGACAGAAUAAAUUUAAGCAAAAGUAUUAUCAAUCAUCUUUUAAACGUGGAUCCUUAUAUGAAUAUACGAAAAGAAGAUUUUGAAAGAUUGGCUUCUUAUAUUGUGAAAGCAUUUCCAAACGAAUCAAAAGAUUCUUACUACACAAAAUAUUCAACUGGACGUUUGGCUUCUGGUAAAUUAUAUGAUGCAUAUACAAAUGCAAAAACCAAAUUAGCUAAAAAAGGUUUGAUACAUCGCAGAAGUCGCUCUAAGAGUCUCUCAUCUACUUGUACUGAAUCAACUUUAGUUUCACCUAUUCACCUUAACUUAGAUAACGAUCAAUCGACAAUACUGGAAAUUGUCGAGGAAAUUUCAGCUGCGUCAACAAUUUCGGACGAGUUGCGGUGCAAAUGGGAGAUCACAUUUGAUCACCGAUGUAUGCUAUUAGAAAAGGAUACUCCAACUUCAGAGUACAUCGAUAAGUUUUCUGUGUUGAAGAGCGGAGCAGGCUAUGAAUUGUUGGUUUUAGAUGCUGAAAAACGAUAUGGAACCAAAAUAGUACCAAAGAUAACUGAGAAAAAUAUUCAACUUAUAAUUAAUGAAGCCCAUUUAAGUAGGAACUUGAAAACUAAGGAAAUAUUAAAGGCUUUGGAGAAUGAAACAGACGAUAGUAAAAGAAAAUGUUGGGCUCUUCUGAUUUUGCCAUAUGUAAUACCAGUUUCAAAUAUUAAGCGAAAGUUGUCAACAAAAUUGUACAGGCCUUCAAAAAUUGAAGCUCAAGAAGCGUUUAUAGCACAUUAUAAGAGUAUACCAGAAGCAGAUCACGCAGAGAGGCAGUAUAUCAACCAAUGCAGAAAAGUUAAAGUCAAUAUCCAGCCAAAAAUAGUUUUUAUAGGAGAAAAUAUCGAUUUGACGUGGGUUUUAGUGUCACAUGUCAAAUAUUGUUUUAAAAAUCCGUUAGAAGCAGUUACUGCAUGCUUCAGUGUUUUCAUGGGACUUAACAUACAAUAUCCACCCGAAUGCAAGAGAAUCUGGUAUUUUGUUCAAAAUUACAUUUACAAAAUUACAACUAAAUAUGACAAGGAUGAUGCUGUAUUGAAGACCUUAGCUUUAGAUUUAGAAUUCCUGCAACAAAAUAAAAAUUAAAAUCUUAAUAAGAAUGAACAAAUAGGUACGUGUAGAAACUGUAUACAUACAAUUA
Messenger RNA from Condylostylus longicornis, 1724 nucleotides. RefSeq lists its product as uncharacterized. The record is from RefSeq and is a predicted model, not a curated record. The transcript is spliced from 9 exons. Lineage: Eukaryota; Metazoa; Arthropoda; Insecta; Diptera; Dolichopodidae. The coding region runs from base 89 to 1669 and encodes 526 amino acids.